This is a messenger RNA of Bipolaris sorokiniana ND90Pr, 1421 nucleotides long. RefSeq lists its product as uncharacterized. The record is from RefSeq and is a predicted model, not a curated record. Gene Ontology annotation, molecular function: enoyl-CoA hydratase activity. Gene Ontology annotation, cellular component: mitochondrion. Gene Ontology annotation, biological process: fatty acid beta-oxidation. Lineage: Eukaryota; Fungi; Ascomycota; Dothideomycetes; Pleosporales; Pleosporaceae. Bases 133 to 978 code for a protein of 281 amino acids. The transcript is spliced from 2 exons.
CUUGAAUACUUACUCCCGGCAAUACUCUACCCGCCAUGUAACCUCCGUCUAGCAUUGCACAGGCCCGCGACCUGUCUCGCCUCUUCGCGCCACCUCAAGUCGUCCGCCAACCUUGCCACCAACACCGCCAACAUGUCGUCGGUCAAGCCCCAAACCACGCCGCCUCCUACCUCACACGUCCUCCUAUCCUACCCUGCCGACCAUGUCCUCCUCGUUACCAUCAACAGAGAAAAGCAGAUGAAUAGCAUCCCCUUUGAGGGACAUCUCGAAAUGGGCGAGGUCUUUGACUGGUUCGACCACGAGCCUAAUCUACGCGUCGCCAUCGUUACUGGGGCUGGCACAAAGAGUUUCUGUGCAGGACAGGACUUGAUACAGCUAGGAAAGAUCCGGAGCGGACAGCUAAAGGCCACCCCAGGUCUUAUGAGACAUCCUCUUAGUGGGUUCGGUGGGCUAAGUCGGCGCAUGGGUAAGAAGCCUGUCAUUGCAGCCGUCAAUGGAUUCGCGCUCGGAGGCGGCUUCGAGAUUGUAUUGGGCUGUGACAUGGUGGUAGCAGCACCACAUGCGACAUUCGGUCUCCCAGAAGCUCUCCGUGGCAUUUUUGCUGGUGCAGGAGGCCCGCCACGACUCGUCCGCAAUGUCGGCUUACCUAUCGCAUCCGAAAUGGCCCUUACAGGGAAACCCAUUACCGCUCAAAGAGCCAAAGAGCUCAACCUCGUCAACCGCAUAUCCCCCUCAAAAGAAACGGUUGUACAAGAGGCACUCAAGCUAGCAAGUGAGAUUGCUGCAAUCUCACCAGACUCGGCCAUUGUCACCAGAGCAGCUUUGAGAGAGGCCUGGGAGACUGGAAGCGUUGAGCGAGCCACUCAACUAGUAAUCGAACAAUACAACCAUGGACUCAACACUGGCGAGAAUGCUCUUGAAGGACUCCGGGCUUUUGCCGAGAAGCGGAAGCCAAAUUGGCAACCUUCCAAGCUGUAAUGGUUCGUUCACACAUUGUGUAGUUCUGUAAAAUGAAGAGAGUCAAGAGGGAUUCAUGGCUUACUCAAAAGUGGCAUAGAUGCUAUGAUUUUCUUUUCUUAAAAAAAAAGACUGCUUUAAUUACUCGAUCACUGCGUAACCAAUUCCUCCAGGAAACAACGAAGUAGCACAUCGGGUUCUCGGUCGUUUAUCAGUAUCUUUCAUCAUCGUGCUGUCCCUAUUUUCAUAUCGGCAAUACAUACAUAUGCACAUAUGGACGACACCUGCACUAUACUCAAAAUAGCUGAAAAUCCCCUUGCUAAAAGCAGGGCGACGAUCACCCCCGCAUUCUAGCUAACAAAUAGGGCUAGUCGAGCACGUGAGAAGCUCACAAGAGCAAUUAGACACCUCGGCCGAGCAAACCAGGGUCGGCUACACCGGAGACUGCCUAUUAACAAUUCAAC